Molecule: messenger RNA, 972 nt
Organism: Mollisia scopiformis
Lineage: Eukaryota; Fungi; Ascomycota; Leotiomycetes; Helotiales; Mollisiaceae
Product: ribosomal protein L11
Exons: 2
Coding region: 26-481 (151 amino acids)
Biological process (GO): translation
Cellular component (GO): ribosome; mitochondrial large ribosomal subunit
Molecular function (GO): large ribosomal subunit rRNA binding; structural constituent of ribosome
Source: RefSeq, a predicted model, not a curated record
GUCAACCCCAACACCAACACCCACAAUGUCGCGCACAAAACAAGCAACAGACCAGAUCGUCAAGCUGAUAGUCGGCGCCGGACAAGCAAGUCCCAGUCCGCCCGUCGGCCCCGCAUUAGGAAGCAAAGGUGUCAAAUCGAUGGAUUUCUGCAAAGAAUUCAACGCCCGCACCGCGCACAUGGUCGUAGGCACUCCCAUCCCGGCACGAGUAACCGUCCGUCCCGACCGAUCCUUCCACUUCGAGAUCCGGACGCCGACGACGGCAUAUUUGUUGCUAAAAGCAGCGGACGUGGAGCUGAAGAAGGGGAAGCUGAAGGGGAAGAGUGGGAAUGAGAUUGUGGGGACGAUUAGUCUGAAGCAUGUUUAUGAGAUUGCGAAGAUUAAGCAGAGUGAGUUGAGGUUGAGUGGGUUGAGUUUGGAGGGGCUUUGUAAGAGUGUUAUUGCGUCGGCGAAGACGGUUGGGGUUGCUGUUACGCCUUAGAGCGGAUUUGAUGGAUUGGAGGUUGGGAUUGGAGGGGGUGGGGGAAGAGGUGGGAGUUGUGGUCGGGAGACCAUGUUUGAGAGAUUCGAGGGCUGGACUGAUAUGUUGUCGAGAGGCCGAGCUCGGGUAUGUGGAGGAACGACUUGAGGGCUACACAGAGUCAUCGUCUCUGGAGUGUAGGACCGCAGGAAAGAUAUGCUGUUAAAUAAAGCGACUAGCAUUGGGUUUUGGAAUGCCUUGAUCUACAUUGCGGCGGCGUUUUGAGGAUUGUAUAUUAUUGGGGUUUAAUUGUAGGUUCUAUUGUACAAUAUGGAUCUCAAAUGGAGAUGUCUACUAUCAGACAUUCAGCUUGGAAUUGAUUACCUUGACCAAUACUGGGAGAAAGAAGUAACAUGGACGGGCAUAGAUAGCGAUGGUUGGAGCUCAUCUAUUGUAUAGCCAAGGAUGGCUGUGAUCCUGAUGUGAAGAGUUGUGAGCUUCAUGCUUCUUGC